Micropterus dolomieu (smallmouth bass) is the source of this 2323-nucleotide messenger RNA. Its product is annotated as stonustoxin subunit beta-like. Gene Ontology annotation, molecular function: protein binding. The transcript is spliced from 2 exons. Bases 1058 to 1684 code for a protein of 208 amino acids. The record is from RefSeq and is a predicted model, not a curated record. NCBI's taxonomy places the organism in Eukaryota, Metazoa, Chordata, Actinopteri, Centrarchiformes, Centrarchidae.
AGCAGAGGAAGGCGGAGGAGGACUCCAUCAGAGGGUCUAAAUUAUUUCAGAAGAUAAAAGUUGAAUUAUGUUUCCUCUGUCCUGUCAUGUCACAUUUAUAACUACAGUUUUUUUGUUUUGCUGCGUAAAUGCCCCAGGAUAUUUGCUGUUACUUUACUGCGCAGAUGGAAACGUUUAAAAUGACUGACAGCAGCCUCUCUAAUCAUGAAAGGAAAUUGUUAAAGAAAACACACGAACAGUAAUAAAACACAAAAUAAAGAGGGUCAGCCAUUCAAUCAGUCAGUUGAUGGUUUUAAUAAUGCGCCAUUCACCCACUAUUAUAAUAGCAAUGCGCCAAGGUACAAGCGCACCUGGCACCUGUAAAGGGAAUAGGCGAUAACAGUCGGAUUGGUAUGUUAUGCCCAAAACACACCCAUGACUAAUUCACAGACUAAGUACAACCCUUUUGAACCACAGGCCGGGCACUCUGACAUAUUUUUAAACUCGCAACAUUGGACUCGUUACACUCGCUCCAACCGCAACUGCACCACAUGCUUCAUGCUGUGCGCUUUAAUCGUUAAAAUAGGGCCCAAAGGCUCGUAGAGUCUGAAAACGGUAGGCAGUGGACCAAACCACUUUCAGGCACAUGAGGGGGGAGGACAUAAUCUUUCAAAACUUAAAAAUGCAUUGGAUUCGCUGUAGAGAACGAGAGCAGUUAAAGUUUGUGAACCAAAUACAUUGAAUAGAAGUUGACAGACAACAGUGGUUAUAUAUUAAUUUUGGAUCAAUAUUAUUGCAAUAUUGGUCGGUCCCUACCGUCCUUACUAAAUUCAAUGCCCUUGGUUUAACAUGAUUGUUGCAUAUUUCAGCUGAAUACUAAAAACAAGUGAUUUGAUUUAGGAAUGAGCACACUUUUUUUACCAAACAUGAAAUAAUAAUUAAUGCCCAUUCAAAAGUUUGACGAAAACUAGAUCUGGGUUUACAGAGUGGCAGAGGUGAAGCGGUUAGGGAUUACAGGAAGAAGCAAGCCAGAUGUACUUAAUGUGUAAGUGUGUGAGGAAUGUAAUGUCCAUGUUUGAUGGUGAUAAAGGAUGUGUCUGACCCCCCUCCCUCCUUCAGGAUGAAGCCUGGUGAAGUCCGAUGGUUGAGACCAGAUCUGAUGAAGUAUUCCUGUGAAUUUACACUUGACAUAAACACAGCAAAUGGAUAUACCAAACUGUAUGACAACAACAGGACGGCGGCACAUGUGCAGGAUGAUCAGUUAUAUCCAGAUCAUGCAGACAGGUUUGACAGGAGUUCUCAGGUGAUGUGCACAAAUGGUGUGACUGGUCGCUGUUACUGGGAGGUCGAGUGGAGAGAAAAGGUUGCUGUAUCAGUGAGUUACAGAGGAAUCAGAAGGAAAGGAAACAGUAAAGAGUGUUGGUUUGGAUGUAAUGAUAAGUCCUGGAGACUGGACUGCUCUGAUGAUGGUUACUCUGUCUUUCACAGAAACAGAGAGACAUCCAUCUCUUCUGCCUCCUCCUCCUUCUCCUCUAAUUCUGGUAGAGUAGCAGUGUAUGUGGACUAUGCUGCUGGCACUCUGUCCUUCUUCAGAGUCUCCUCUGACACACUGAUCCACCUCCACACAUUCAACACCACAUUCACUGAACCUCUUUAUCCUGGCUUUGGGCUCUGGCACAGGUCUGGUUCCUCAGUGUCUCUGUAGAGGGAGAAUCUGCUCCUGUUAAAGAACAGAUCAGUUGAGUCUGUACAGGAUCACAGUUACAGAAAUCUUUCAGUUUCUUGCCAUAAAGUCAUCAUUAAACUUUGUACAAAGUGAUUCAAAGUGAUUGAACACAUUCCUCAUUUACAUUGUAAACUUUUUCCACUUCCAGCCCUUUAAAGAUGGAAGCUCUGAUCAUUAAGUGAUGGAAACCUUCUGCACAUUUUACUAUCACUUUAACUGAUGUUUUUAAAUCUUGUUGUUUUAUCUUAUUUUUUAUAAUUUUUUUUAUGGAUCUGUUUUUGUCCUAUAUAACUAUUAGCCUAGAAUGUAGUCUGGUCCAUCACCUUUUUAACAUUCUUUUAACAAUGAUGUUUUUAAUGGGGUUGUUUCCUUUCAAAUUGUAUGAUUUUAUUAUAUCUAUGUUUUUUUCCUAUAUACUUAUUAGCCUAGAAUGUAAUCAGGUCCAUUGCCUUUUUAACGUUCUUUUAACAUUGAUGUUUUUAAAGUGGUUGUGUAUUCUUUUUAAUUGCAAAAAUGUAUUGGGACCAUGCUGCAUGGUGAUUCUGCAUUUUGGUAGAUUGGUGUGUUGUUUUGAAUUCUGCCUCUUGUUCCAAUAAAAGCAAAAUGUUACUGUGAAAA